This is a messenger RNA of Mugil cephalus (flathead mullet), 3567 nucleotides long. RefSeq names its product SH2B adaptor protein 1 (gene sh2b1). The record is from RefSeq and is a predicted model, not a curated record. NCBI's taxonomy places the organism in Eukaryota, Metazoa, Chordata, Actinopteri, Mugiliformes, Mugilidae. Gene Ontology annotation, biological process: intracellular signal transduction. The transcript is spliced from 10 exons. The coding region runs from base 795 to 3443 and encodes 882 amino acids. Gene Ontology annotation, molecular function: transmembrane receptor protein tyrosine kinase adaptor activity. Gene Ontology annotation, cellular component: plasma membrane.
CCAGCUCUGGGUUAGUUUGUUUGUUUUGCGUGGAGGGGGUGGGGUGGAAGUCCGAGCGGAAGCCGUCGCUCCACUUUUUUCUCCUGCACCAUUUGUUUUUCGUCUGUCUCUUGUCGCUGCCCGUCGGCUCCAGCUGUUUUUUUCUUCACGGCCGCUGUCAGGAACGAGACGCUGCACUCGCCGACCUCCCAAAUAUCGCGAGAGAGGGUGCAGAGCGAGAAGAAGAAGGGGUCCAGGCGAGACAUUAGCAAAAUAUUCAUAUUUAGCAACAACAACAACAACCUUUACGAAAAGGACUGUUCCGUUAUGUAGACCGCAAGAAUGACGAAAUGUGCGGCAGCUUCACCCAAAGACGCGGAUGAACACGCUGGACUGUGAUACACAGGAUGUGGCCAAACUUCUCUGGAUUUAUGUCGGAUGGUGAGACGAGGCUGACGCUGCGAAUCCCACUCAUUUCCCCUCUUCAGUCCUGUCACUCACUGGCCGUCUGAGCCCCUUAUUCUCGUGCGGAAAAGAUAAAGGUCAUGGUUACACAAAAUAAUGUAGCAAAAAGCUCAUCCUUUGUGACAUUUGACCUCUUUUAAACCCGCCGCGUCGUCCUCUUAACUCUUUCUUUUAGAUGGGGCUGAAAACAGCACUUAAGUUCGCACUCAUUUGUAAAUUAGGAGACCAAUGUGCCGUGUUUGCGCCCACUCAUUCACCCCAGCUGUGCAAUCACUUCAAGUUUGUGUUGUAUGUCUGAAGUGAUUUGACAAGAUCAUCAACUCGGCCAGAGCUCCUGAUCUUUCAGGAGGAUGAACGGCUCUCUUUUAACGCCGCCCAGCCCGCGGGCUGCCAACUCCUCUCCUUUACCUCCCUCACCCUCCCCGUCCCCAUCCCCGCCGUCCCCGUCUUUGCUGCCCUUGUCCCCCCGGCCUCCCCCUCUCCCGCCGCUGGUGAGCCCCCCGCCCCAGGCUCACCCGUCCUCGCUGUCCGACACCCCGACGCCAUCCCCCUCGCCUUGCCUGAGUUGGACCGAGUUCUGUGAGCUCCACGCUCGCGUCGCCGCUGGGGACUUCGCACGCCACUUUCGGGCUUUUCUCCUGGAAAACCCUCACUACUCCACCGACUCGGCGGCAGCCUUCUGCCGGCGCUUCACCGACCGCUUCGUCCGACACUUCCAGAGCGAGCUGGAGGGGGUGCUCCCGCCGAGCUGCGCGUCUGGGAGGGAUGAAAUGGUGAGCUGGGCUCCCCAGUCCGAUGCGACUUCCCUGGAAGAGGAAGCGGUCUCUCCUCUGUCGGCAACCGGGGGGGCGGUCCUGCCGUGCCCUCCGACUAACGCGGCGCGCGCGGCGUCCAAGCCCGCGCCGACGCGGCUGGUGUUGGAGAGCCGCAGCGGGGACAGGUUUCAAGAUUCCUACGCCCACGGGCAAGUCCUGCCCCCGUCUUCGUCGUCGUCGUGCUGCUCCUCGGUCGGAGGCAACAACGGGAGGCGCGAGGAGAGGGGGCCCAUGAUGGCCCCCGGAAACGGGGAGGCUCCCGUCGAGGAGGAGGAGGACUGCUGGCUCGGGGUGGCGUCCGUCGGCGAAGACGUCGAGCCGGAAGAGCGGGAGGCGGAGUCCUCGGAGGUGGACAACGCGGACCCCUCGCACACUCCCCAGAUCCCGCCUUCCUCUCUCACUCCUCCACCCGGCUCCAAAGGCAGCAGCACGCCCAACUCCUCCAAAAACAAACUGAAGAAGCGCUUCUCGCUGCGGAGCGUCGGCCGCAGCGUCCGGGGGAGCGUCCGCGGCAUCCUGCACUGGCGGAGCUCCUCCAGCGACUCCGCCCAGAGCCAGCUGCCCUCCAGCUACAGCUACACCAUGGGCGUCCAGGAUGCCAGCCUGAUUUCGGCCUCCAAGAGGAACUCUGGCACCCAGCCCCCCACGCCCACCUCCUCCAUGCCCGUCUCCCUGUCCAUGCCCCUGUCCCUGCCUCACUCCUCCUCCUCCUCCCUGCCGCCGUCGUCUUCAAGCAGCGCCACCUCGCUGUCUCUGUCGGAGGCCGCCCGGGAUCGGCGGCGAAGCAACGGCGAGGGAGGCGAGAAGGAGAAGUGGAGCCACCGCUUGGAGAAACUCAGACUGUCCCGGUCCCCUCCCCCCGUCCUCACCCCGAACGCCUCCGGCUCCCAGUCCGCCUCCUCCAUGCUGCCGCCGAGCAGCGCCGCCGCCAUGGGCCCCCCGCGGAAGGUGGGCCGGCUGGUGCGGGAGGGCGGGGUGAGCGUCAGCUCGUCCAACGACGAGUUGAGCGGGAGCCACAGCUUCUCCGGCUUCUCGUUCGGUCUGCUGCAUCACGGCACGGACAACAACAACGCUGCCUCAGCUUCGUCCGCCGCAGCUCAGGCCGGUUCGGUGCAGCCUCUGGCCAGCGGAGGGAACGUGCCCUGGAGGGGAGGACGCUGGCAUAAAUGUCGCCUGGUCCUUAAGGAGAGGGACAGAGAAGGAGGAGAGCGGGGAGAGGAGUACUACUUGGAAUUCUUCAUUCCACCCAAAUCGUCAAAGCCUCGGCUGACUGUCCCCUGCUGCUCGAUCGUGGAUGUGAGAAGCACCACAGCGCUGGAGGUCCCCGACAAGGAAAACACCUUUCUGCUGCAGCUGGACGGCGCGGCGCAGUACGUGAUAGAAACGCGAGACGCUGUUCAGAUGAGGGCUUGGCUGAGCGACAUCAGGAACGGCAUCUGUCUCAGUGAACAGGAAGACGCUGAGGGCGUGUGUAUGGGGCCUUUAGACAUCAGCGGGACACCUGAGAUUGGUGACCGUCUUUCACAAGUGUGUUACGGAGGAAUCGGAGGCUCCUCACCCCUGAUGGAUCCCCUCCCUCCGGAGCUGCCACCCCGAGCCCCCCUCGACGAACCCGACGGCCGAAUACUCGGAGGAGGCGGGGCCAGCCUGGGCACGCCGUUCGCUGAGACGCCAGACGCCACAGGGUCCUUCCUCUUCUCCGAUGUGCCGACGACCGAGACGGUCGAGCACCCGCUCAGCGAGUGUCAGUGGUUCCACGGCACCCUGUCGCGUCUCAAAGCUGCCCAGCUGGUGCUGGCUGGAGGGCCGGCGAGCCACGGCGUCUUUCUGGUCCGGCAGAGCGAGACACGGCGCGGAGAAUAUGUCCUCACCUUUAACUUCCAGGGCAAGGCCAAGCAUCUCCGCUUGUCCCUGAACGAGGACGGCCAGUGUCGAGUGCAGCACCUCUGGUUCCAGUCCAUCUUCGACAUGCUGGAGCACUUCCGGGUGCAUCCCAUUCCCCUGGAGUCCGGAGGCGCCUCCGAUGUCACGCUCAUCAGCUUCGUGGGGGCCACCGCGGUUCGCCAGCCAGGCCGGGACAGGGCAGGCAGUCGGCCUACAGUCUGUGAUGUCAUCACCACGCGCCAUCCUGACUCUCCAUCAACCCCCAUCUCUGACUGUGUACUUGACCAGCAGACCCCGUAGCCCGCCUCAGCCUCCUCCCCUGCCGCCGGGGCGACCGCCGCCGCCUACUCCGCCCCAGGAGAGGGGAAACGAGACGGAGCCGGGGGGAGGAGGAGGAGGAGGAGGAGGAGGAGGAGCAACAGCA